This is a messenger RNA of Mycena indigotica, 1035 nucleotides long. RefSeq names its product Glyco-hydro-cc domain-containing protein. The transcript has 2 exons. Bases 190 to 1035 code for a protein of 281 amino acids. Gene Ontology annotation, biological process: fungal-type cell wall polysaccharide metabolic process. The record is from RefSeq and is a predicted model, not a curated record. NCBI's taxonomy places the organism in Eukaryota, Fungi, Basidiomycota, Agaricomycetes, Agaricales, Mycenaceae. Gene Ontology annotation, cellular component: fungal-type cell wall.
ACUAACUUCCCGCUCUUUCUUCCCUUCCUUCACCCAAGCUCUUUGGCCGGCGCCUUUUCUUUCUUCUUUCUUCAGCCUUUCUUUCUUUCCUCCCAACCACCACCACCCACCCCCCUCGUUUAUUUCGGCCGGCCGACUACGCUACCUCGCAUCUCUCCCCAGUCCACACGCACGAAGAACUCACUCACGAUGAAAGUCACCAUUGCCACCGUCAUCCUCGCGGUUGCCUCCUCCUCGCUCGCGCUCCCGUUCCCGAACCCAUUCAGCCGCCGCGGUGGGCCAGGCAAGCGUGGCCUCUGCUGGCCAUUCUACAAUGCCCCGCUCGACCCCGCCAAGUUCAACGAUGGCGGGUCGGUCAACCUCAUCUAUGACUACGAGACGUUCCCCCCGCCGUCCUCAAACGGAAACGGCGGGCUGAACUUUAUCGGGAUGCAGCGCUGCCUCGACUGCGAGUCGUCACCGAUCGCACAGCUGCAGGCGCGCCAGAAGGAGCUCGGCUUCUCGACACUCUUCACGCUCAACGAGCCCGACAUCAACAACAUCUCCCCGCAGACCGCCGCGGCGUGGUACAAGCAGAACAUCAACCCGCUCGCGAUCAAGAAGGCGCUGCCCGCCAUCACAUCGUCCACCAAUCCUGGCCAGGGGCUCGACUGGCUGAAGCAGAUGCUCGACGCGUGUGCGGGGCAGUGCUUCUUCGACUACAUCAACCUGCACCACUACGGCCCAGACCUGAAAGCAUUCACCGACUUUGUCAACCUCGCCCACUCCCAGCACCCGGAUAAACAAAUCGUCGUCACCGAGUUUGCUUUGCAGAAUCCCGCGGGUGGGCAGGCGGCGCAGGCGGCCUUUUACCGCGACGCGUUCAAGUUUUUGGACGCCGCGCCGUUUGUGGAGAUGUACUUCCCCUUCGUGGCCACCACGCCGUCGCUGUUUGCGAAGAACGAUGCGGCCGGGGCGGCCUUUGUCGGCACGGGCUCGGCGCUGUAUAAUGAUGAUGGCUCGAUCAGUGCGGCGGGCCAGGCGAUGUUCCAGUAG